Messenger RNA from Xyrauchen texanus (razorback sucker), 749 nucleotides. Its product is annotated as gametocyte-specific factor 1-like. Lineage: Eukaryota; Metazoa; Chordata; Actinopteri; Cypriniformes; Catostomidae. The transcript is spliced from 8 exons. Bases 44 to 589 code for a protein of 181 amino acids. The record is from RefSeq and is a predicted model, not a curated record.
AGCACGCGCCACACCUCGUGACUUCAAAAGAGUUGAGGGAGCUAUGUCUACCUUUAGAUUCGGGAGUAGUGUCGGCCCUUCUGGGGUCAACUCUGAAGAUCCAGAGCACAACUGGAAGGAAGCACCAGCAAAUGCAGAAAACUCGGAUGAUGACUGUGACCCCAACAAGCUUGUGCAGUGCCCCUAUGACAAAAAUCACCAGAUCAGGGCCUCUCGUUUCCCUUUUCAUGUUCUCAAGUGCAGGAAGAACCACCCCAAACUUGCCAAUGAACUGAAGACCUGCCCUUUCAAUGCCAGGCACUUGUUUCCAAAGCACGAGUUGUCACAUCACAUAGCAAACUGUGAGGACAAGAGGUCACUGACUGCUGAAGAUGGAAAUAUAGAGGUGUUAAAGAAGUUCCAGGUGCCUGUAAAUACCUGGACAAACCCUUCACCCAAUGAGGACUGGGAAACAGAGUCUGAUGAUGCUGCUGUGUUUGUUUGGGGUCAAUCCAACAAUCAGCUUGCCCAAAACAAGCCAGAGCCAUCUACCACUGUCAGUUUAUCCGAUGGAUUGCGGGCACCUCGAACUCUUCCAUGGAAACUCUAACAAGGAUGUGUCAUCACAGGACAAACGCCACAAGACAAGCUCUUGCGUUUUUUUUAUAUUUUGAACCCUGUGUGACUUCUAGCCCAUCUUGUUUCAAAUGUACCUGAUUUUAAAGUUGUUUUUAAUUUUGCAGUGCCUUCAGAUUUUUGUAGUGUAUUGC